Molecule: messenger RNA, 453 nt
Organism: Symbiodinium natans
Lineage: Eukaryota; Dinophyceae; Suessiales; Symbiodiniaceae
Source: the annotation of a GenBank genome assembly
AUGCACGCACUGAAAGAGGACAUUGUCUUCCGCUGCAUGUACGUGACGGAUGGAUCAGCCGCUGGUGAAGACGUGGAGCUUGAGUCCAUCGACGUCGGGGAUGGUCCGGGUGUGCGACAGGGAGUGCAGCGCUUCCGUUUCGAGUCCGGUCCUCCAACUCAGUCAGCCAUAGAGGCCAGCGGUGGUCCGCUUGAAGUGGCCGGGCUCUACCUUUCCGCCUUGUACAGAGGAAAGGAGUUCUGCAGGGUCGGCUACUAUGUGCGCCAUGACUAUGAUGACCCAACACUCCAGGAGGAUCCGCCUGCCACUGUGGACUGGACUCGCCUUCGCCGAGUGUUGAGUGAGCCCUGCGUGACGAAAUUCCAGAUUCCUUGGGACACAACUGAGGAGGCUGGGCGAAAACGUCUCCGUGAGGAGGAAGCUGGCUUUGAGGGGGCAACGUUGGUGGGAUGA